Molecule: messenger RNA, 270 nt
Organism: Scutellospora calospora
Lineage: Eukaryota; Fungi; Glomeromycota; Glomeromycetes; Diversisporales; Gigasporaceae
Source: the annotation of a GenBank genome assembly
UUAGAAAGUACUUUAUUAAGAACUGCUAAUACUAUUUUAGAAAAGAAAGUUGCUGAGUUGGAAGAAAUGGAAAUUGCCGCGAAAAAAGACGUUUCUGAUUGUGAUGAAAAUGACUGUGAAAAUAUUUGUGAAGAUAUUUGUGAAGAUAUUUGCGAAGAUAAUUGUGAAGAUACAUAUGAAGAAAUUUGUGAAGAUAUUGAUUCGGAAGGAUUAGACGAUGGUUCUGAAGAUUCAGAAACUUUAAAAGAUAAUGAGUUUGAACGUGUAUAG